AUGAGGCAGCUCUUAUUCCUAAUACAGUUACUAGCGAUUAUUGUGGCCGCUCAAUCCUUGCCCAGGCAUUGGAAACGGGCCCCAGUACGAGGAACCUUCAAUGUGGAUCUGUAUGCAUUUAAUAAGCCCAGAAUGAACUUGGCCCGUCAAGAGGGGGGCAAAGUUUUGCCAAUGGUUCAACUGUUAGAGCAACUUUCCCACAGCAGCCGCUCGACAAUGCAAAAAUCACAUUACAGGAAUCUAGACGAGACAAUUGAAGCAGACACUAAUUCCAGUUUAAGCACUGUUCGAGCAAAUUUAUACUCCAACGAGUUUCUCUCACAAAAUGUAGGCUCAAAGAAAAUAGUGAAAUUGAAUACACUGGCCGAUGGCAAGCCAGUGCGGGACAAUAUUAAGCUACAGGACGAACCAUUGAAAGUUAAAUUGCCUUUGCCAGAAGCGGGGAAGACUGCAACCACAGAUUCUACGACAACAGAGAGUUCUUCAGCUAAAACUAAUGAAAAUAUCGAAAUUAACACUGUGGAGACUGUGAUGGAAAUGAAGUUGCAGGAAAGCAUGCCCACAGAGACCCCGCUCAAGCAGACUGAUGAUGGUCAACAAACUGACAAUAAUAGAGAAGUGAAGUCAACAGCUAAACCCCUUCGCAUGAAGUCCAAACGAAAGCAGAGCAAAGCCAAAGCCACGACAACAGUGCCAACGACAAUGAAAACGAAAACACAAAACGAAAUUGAGACAACAAUGGCAACAAACUUGAGACCGGCUUUAGCAACUCCAUCAUCGCCAUCGCCAUCAUCAUCCCCUCCAUCCCCUCCAUCGUCCUCACAUGUCAAGGAGCCAGGAAUGGGAUUGGCAACACAAUCGCCGGAAAUCAGCACGCAUCGUCCUACAGAAGCAGCAGUCACAGUGGCCAGUCCGGCAAGGAAGGGUUCGAAGACCAAAACUAAACGCCGGGGCUCUCAACGGCGACCAGCCAAGGAGGAAAUUGAAACUACGACAAAUUGGUGGCAGAUACUACCAUAUGCGGAAAUUAGAACAUUUUUGAAUACGAUUUAUGAUAGCAUUACCGACGAUGACGAUGAACGUGCUGGGGGCAUGUCCAGAAGUUUUGGUUUCUGA
This is a messenger RNA of Drosophila willistoni, 1116 nucleotides long. RefSeq names its product proteoglycan 4. Bases 1 to 1116 code for a protein of 371 amino acids. The transcript has 2 exons. The record is from RefSeq and is a predicted model, not a curated record. Lineage: Eukaryota; Metazoa; Arthropoda; Insecta; Diptera; Drosophilidae.